AUGCUCUCCGCUUCGCCCCAGAUCGUGAGCUUCGGCUUCGCCCCGCACGUGGUCAACAGGGCGGAGGGCCUUCAGAAGUACGGCCGCGACGUCGAGCUCAUCCAAACCCUGGCGCAGGUCCUCAACUUUUCGGCCAGCUUCCGAGAGCCGCCACGGGGAGAGCUGUGGGGGACGAAGCUCGAGAACGGCACGUGGACCGGCCUGGUGGGGGCGCUGGCGAGGAACGAAGGGCAGCUGGGCGUCGCCAACAUCUUCCUCUCGGACAACAACAACCGCAGGCUCGUCCAGGACUUCACGCAGCCUUACGAUGCUGAUGUAUUUGGUGUUGAUAAUGCUUUUGUUGCUAUGAGCUGCUUCAUGGCUCGCUCCGCCCCGCCCCUCCCGAGGUGGCAGUCGCUGGCCCUCCCGUUCACCUUCGAGGUAUGGAUGGCCGUCCUCCUCGGGGUCCUGGUUCUCUCGCCCGUUCUCUUCUGGCUCGCGAGAGGCAGCGAAGUCAGCGGAGAGGAGAUGGCAGGCCUGAAGACGCUGUCGUCUUCAAGCCUGUACUACUGGGGGAUCCUCCUGAGGAUAUCGCAGGCUCGCGUCCCCGUUCAGCCCUCGACGCAAAUCUUGGUGGCGUUCCUGUGGAUCUGCUCCGUGAUCCUCACCGUCGGCUACUCCUCCAACCUGACCGCCUUCCUCACCGUCAGCAGAACGCCCUCAGGGAUUGAGACCUUCAGCCAGCUCUACGGCUCGCGCCAAGAAGUUAUUGGCAUGGGGACCUUCUUCAAGAUAUCCAUGAUUUCCUCACGAAACAAGUAUCUCAAUGGACUGGCCGACCGCUACGCCCCCUACUCGGACUUCGGGCAAGCGCUCCUGCCGGUGAAGAGAGGGAAAGGGGUCUUCAUCGAGAGCCGGAAGUACCUCGAAUACCUCAUCAACACGCAGUUCACGAAUCGUGGGUCUUCCAGCAUGAGGAUCAUAAAGGAGUGUUUCACGCCCUAUAGCGUGGCCGUCGCCCUGCAACUGCACUCACCGCUAAAGGGGCAGCUCAACCUGGUCCUUAGUCGACUCGUGGAAAGCGGCCUCGUCAGGCAGUGGUUCCUGGAGACGCUCAGGCGGACGAAGUCGGUGAGGAAGCUGUGGCUCAUGGGAAGUAUUUUGGGAAAUUUCAAGAGUCUGCUUUGGAGAACAAGGUUUAAUGCAUGGUUUGCUUGCCUUGGGUGA
This is a messenger RNA of Penaeus chinensis, 1206 nucleotides long. RefSeq names its product ionotropic receptor 93a-like. The transcript has 6 exons. Gene Ontology annotation, cellular component: membrane. NCBI's taxonomy places the organism in Eukaryota, Metazoa, Arthropoda, Malacostraca, Decapoda, Penaeidae. Gene Ontology annotation, molecular function: glutamate-gated receptor activity. Bases 1 to 1206 code for a protein of 401 amino acids. The record is from RefSeq and is a predicted model, not a curated record.